Messenger RNA from Stegastes partitus (bicolor damselfish), 3245 nucleotides. RefSeq names its product syntaxin binding protein 5L (gene stxbp5l). The transcript has 24 exons. Gene Ontology annotation, biological process: Golgi to plasma membrane transport; exocytosis. The record is from RefSeq and is a predicted model, not a curated record. NCBI's taxonomy places the organism in Eukaryota, Metazoa, Chordata, Actinopteri, Pomacentridae. Gene Ontology annotation, molecular function: myosin II binding; GTPase activator activity; syntaxin binding. Gene Ontology annotation, cellular component: plasma membrane; cytoplasm; SNARE complex. The annotation marks the transcript as partial.
CCUGGGACGACCCGGGGUGGACUGCUACUGUCAGCAUGAGAGCGGAGCAGCUGUUCUUCAGCUCCAGUUCCUCAUCAACGAGGGGGCGCUGGUCACGGCCUGUGCCGAUGACACGCUACACUUGUGGAACCUGCGCCAGAGGCGGCCGGCUGUCCUGCAUUCACUCAAAUUCAACAGAGAGAGGAUUACGUUCUGCCACCUGCCCUUCCAGAGUAAAUGGCUGUAUGUGGGCACGGAGCGCGGAAACACACACAUCGUCAACAUCGAGUCCUUCAUUCUGUCCGGAUACGUCAUCAUGUGGAACAAGGCCAUAGAACUAUCAACUAAAACUCACCCAGGACCCGUAGUUCAUUUGAGCGACAGCCCAAAGGAUGAAGGCAAGCUGCUUGUAGGGUUUGAGAGCGGGACCAUCGUCCAGUGGGACCUCCGGGCCAAGAAGGCCGACUUUAGAAUCUACUACGAUGAGGCCAUCCAUUCAGUCAGCUGGCAUCACGAAGGGAAGCAGUUCAUGUGCAGCCACUCCGACGGCAGCCUGACGCUAUGGAACCUCAGAAACACCACCAAGCCAUUCCAGGUCACCUUCCCUCAUGGAAAGAUCCAGAAGGACGGGAGGAAGGAAUCGUGUAAACCCAUCCUCAAAGUGGAGUACAAGACCUCCAGAAGCAGCGAGCCUUUUGUUAUCUUCUCCGGGGGUCUUUCAUACGACAAGGCGGGACGACGGCCAACAUUAACCAUCAUGCACGGCAAGGCCAUCACUGUUCUGGAGAUGGACUACCCCAUUGUGGAGUUCAUGGUGCUCUGCGAGACACCUUACAACAACGAGGUACAGGAGCCCUAUGCAGUGGUGGUGCUUUUGGAAAAGGACCUAAUCGUGGUGGAUCUGACGCAGAGCAACUUCCCCGUCUUUGAGAACCCGUACCCCAUGGACGUCCACGAGUCUCCGGUUACCUGCACAGCCUAUUUUGCAGACUGUCCACCAGACAUUAUCCCCAUCCUCUACUCUAUAGGAGCUAAACACAAGAAGACGGGCUACAGCCAAAAGGAAUGGCCAAUUAGUGGAGGGACGUGGACGUUAGGCUCCCACACCUACCCAGAGAUCAUCAUUACAGGACAUGCUGAUGGAUCAAUUAAGUUUUGGGACGCAUCUGCAAUCACACUGCAGAUGUUGUACAAGCUGAAGACCUCCAAAGUGUUUGAGAAGCCAAAGCCGGGUGAAGGUCGGGCUGCCGAGCUGGUGGAAGAAGACCCGUUCGCCGUUCAGAUGGUCAGCUGGUGUCCUCAGAGUCGCAUCUUCUGUGUGGUUGGCAUCUCGGCUCACAUCAUCCUGUAUCGCUUCAGCAAGUAUGAUGCCAACACUCAGAUAGUGUCACUUGAGGUGCGCUUGCAGUGUGAGACGGAGGACGUCAUCUCCCCGUCAGAGAACGAAAACAAUCCCUGCUUCUCAGAGCAAGGCUCCCACUCACCCCAGCCCCACCACCAACACCCAGCCAGCCCUGGCAACAGGACACCGGAGGGCAUCAAGGACAGCAUCCCCUGCCUCAAGGUGAAGGACCGGGUUGUCCGGGUCCCGCCCGGCUACCAGUCAGAGCUGGUCAUCCAGCUGCUGUGGGUCGAUGGAGAACCUCCACAACAGAUCACCAGCUUGGAUAUCAACUCUGCCUACGGCCUCUUGGCGUUUGGGAACUGCAACGGCGUAGCGGUGGUGGACUACUUGCAGAAAACCAUCCUGUUGUGCAUGUCGACGCUGGAUCUGUACGGAGCCGCCGACCCCUACCAGCGCCUUACCCGUUCCCCCCGCAGGAACAGACAGUCCACCUCAGGCCUUACUGAACUCACCGACAACCAGCAGUCCAUCGACAUGGAGAGAAGCAAGUCGCCCACUUCAGAUCAUGUCAAUGGACAUUGCACUAGCCCCACCUCCCAGCCCUGCUCGGCGGGGAAGCCUCGCGUUCCGAUGGGUCCUGAGGGGCCACGGCUUACCCGCAGAGGCCCUGGCCGACCACCCUUCCGCAAGGCCCAGUCCGCUGCUUGCAUGGAGAUCUCUUUGCCUGUGUCCCACACUGAAGAGAGUCGCGAGAACUCCUUCAGCCGCUCGCGCAGCUCCAGCGUGUCCAGCAUCGACCGGGACACCAAGGAGGCCGUCACCACGCUGCAGUUCGGGGAGUCCUACGGGCGCAAGAGCGACGCCCUGCCCACCCCGUGUCUGUGGGUGGGCACUAGCUUAGGCGUGGUCCUGCUCAUCCCCAUGUCCAUUCCCACCGACCAGGAGGAGAGGAUGGAGGAACCCGUCACCAUCGGGCCCAGCGGAGCUGUCCUGAUGCUGAAGGGCUCCGUGCUGCGCUUCGCCUUCUUGGACUGCAUGGGAGCUCUCAUUCAGAGUCCCUACGAGGUUUGGCGGGACCUCAACGCCCCCGAGGACCCCGACCGGCCGCGAAGGCGUAAGCUGGUCCACUUCUCGCCAUCGUCCUCCCAGGACGCCUGCGGAGACGGUCACUUGGCGGUGGUGUGCUCCGAGAGGCAGGCCAAGGUUUUCCUGAUGCCCUCGCAGUCCUGCCUCUUCGUCCACAACAUCACGGAGUCGUCCUUCGUGCUGCGAGCCGACGUGGUAUCCGUGUGCAACAGCGUGUGCCUGGCCUGCUUCUGCGCUAACGGACACGUCAUGACGCUCAGCUUGCCCAGUUUAAGGCCACUGAUGGAUGUUAAUUACCUGCCUCUGACGGACAUGCGCAUCGCCAGAACCUUCUGCUUCACCAACGGGGGGCAGGCGCUAUACCUCAGCUCCCCCACAGAGAUCCAGAGAAUCACAUACAGCCAGGAGAUGUGCGACAACCUGCAGGAAAUGCUGGGCGAGCUGUUUACACCAAUAGAAACACCAGAAGCCCAGAACAGAGGAUUCUUGAAGGGCUUCUUUGGAGGAAAUGCCCACACCUUCGACAGAGAAGAGCUUUUUGGCGAAGCAGCAGCCGGUAAGGCUUCCCGGAGCCUGGCGCAGCACAUCCCCGGGCAGGGAGGGGUGGAGGGCAUGAAGGUCGCGGCGAGCGGAGCGGUGGGCGAGUUGGCACGAGCUCGUAUCGCUCUGGAUGAGCGAGGCCAGCGGCUGGGCGAGCUGGAGGAGCGAACCGCCCUCAUGAUGACCAGCGCAGAGACCUUCUCCAAACACGCUCACGAGCUGAUGCUGAAGUGCAAGGACAAGAAGUGGUACCAGUUCUAAUAGCAGGACGGCGGGCCGGGGCUGCCCUUGGACU